Messenger RNA from Cricetulus griseus (Chinese hamster), 1367 nucleotides. The record is from RefSeq and is a predicted model, not a curated record. Lineage: Eukaryota; Metazoa; Chordata; Mammalia; Rodentia; Cricetidae.
UCCCGCGCUCGCCCAAGGGAUUGACUGGUCUCGUUCCGGUGGUGGUGUUCCCGUGGCGCUUGGUGCUCGGAAGACGAGCCAUGGCUAGUAAGUGGCACGGGGCCUGGUCGUCGAGCUCCCCCCGGGAGCGGAGGCUUCGGUGCUCAGCUUUCCGAUUGGCCCUCAUCCAGCUUCACGUUUCUUCCAUUAAAUCAGAUAACAUUACCCGGGCUUGUAGCCUAAUCCGGGAGGCAGCAAAGCAAGGGGCCAAAGUAGUCUCCCUGCCGGAAUGCUUUAAUUCUCCAUAUGGGACAAACUACUUUCCGGAAUAUGCAGAGAAGAUUCCUGGCGAGUCCACCCAGAAGCUGGCCGAAGUAGCAAAGGAAAGUAGCAUUUAUCUCAUUGGAGGCUCCAUCCCUGAAGAGGAUGCUGGGAAACUGUAUAACACCUGUGCUGUGUUUGGGCCUGAUGGAAGUUUAUUGGUAAAGCACAGAAAGAUCCAUCUGUUUGACAUUGAUGUUCCUGGGAAAAUUACAUUUCAAGAGUCUAAAACAUUGAGUCCUGGUGAUAAUCUCUCCACAUUUGAUACUCCUUACUGCCGAGUGGGCCUGGGCAUCUGCUAUGAUAUGCGCUUCGCAGAGCUUGCACAAAUUUAUGCACAAAGAGGCUGCCAGCUCUUGGUGUAUCCCGGAGCUUUCAAUCUGACCACUGGACCAGCCCACUGGGAGUUGCUCCAGCGAGCCCGGGCUGUUGAUAAUCAGGUGUACGUGGCUACAGCCUCUCCUGCCCGGGAUGAAAAGGCCUCGUAUGUGGUCUGGGGACACAGCACUGUUGUGGAUCCUUGGGGACAGGUCCUAACUAAAGCUGGCACUGAGGAAACGAUCCUGUACUCAGACAUAGACCUGAAGAAGCUGGCUGAAGUUCGGCAGCAAAUCCCCAUUUUAAAACAGAAAAGAGCAGACCUUUAUGCAGUGGAGACAAAGAAGCCAUGAAGUUAGUUUCUGACAUAUCACAAGCAGGAUGACACUCUGGAAGAUGAUCCACUUUAUACUACAGCCUCACAUAUGCAAUUCUGCCACUGAUCUGCAGCACAAGUCCCUUAGUAAAUUUCUUUAAAUUUGCUGGGUAAUGAUGUUCUAGCUCCUCUGGUAAAUAACUACUUAGGCUGUUGGCUCUCAGGCAUUUCAGUCUUAAGAUCCUUCUGCACAAUUAAAAACUGAAGAUUGCAUUUUUGUUAGUAUGUGUAGCUGGUGGUGAGCUGGUAAUGAUGUGAUACUUAGCUGGCUGAGAAAAUAACUUUUGUAGAACAUUGACUUUCAUGGUGCCAAUGUCCCAUCAACAUGACAUUUUCAAAAAUGAUUUUAUUAAAAUUGUUUUUAUACAACUUA